Molecule: messenger RNA, 4328 nt
Organism: Sesamum indicum (sesame)
Lineage: Eukaryota; Viridiplantae; Streptophyta; Magnoliopsida; Lamiales; Pedaliaceae
Source: RefSeq, a predicted model, not a curated record
ACGUGUGAAUACCUCGGACACGAACCAACCCGAUUAACUGUUGGAUGGUCCGAUUGCAAUGGAGCGGGUUAGGGAAAUGGAUUUCCGAGGCCGACGCCUGCCUUCAUUCCCCGCUUGUCUGCCGCAAUCUCUCUCUCUCUCUCUCUCGGAAAGAGAAAAUGCAAAGUAGAAAACAUAGAAAUGGAUUAUUCUCGAACAACUGCACCGUAAGAUAUCUAUAUCUAUAAUCUCUCGUCAGACUGUAAUUGAUUCCUGUGCUUUGAAGGGAUUUGGAAAAAAUUGUUUUAAAAUACAAAUACACACAGACAGACGCGAUCCUGUAUAAUGAGUUUGUUUGUGGUGACUGAGGUGAAGAAUUGUUUUGGGGGUCCUUUGAUGAUGACAGAGAGAAUUGGAUCUAAAAGAUGAAAUUUGGACUUCCACCUCUAUUUCAUAAGCCUUGGCUGUGGACAAAUUUUUGGAAGUCCAGUGACUACAUAACGAUGAGGAUCUGGUGAGAAACGGGAAUCUCGUUGGAGGUCUCAUAGUUGCUGAUCUAAUUACCAAACAUUUGUCUGGAAAAAUGCAAGCAAGGCAUAGGAUUGGACCUGAGAAUGGAUACAGGUCAAAUGCUAUGGGGAUUAGAGGUGGUGUGGCAGCUGCUUCCCGGAUUCCACCUGAGGGUUCAAUAAGAGGUCAUCAGGUGUUUAAUUCUGAAUCGGGAAACUACAACUGUGAUGGCUAUGUACGUGGUGGUGGUCAGUCGAGGCAGUUUCAGGCACUACCAUAUCCUCCAAGGAGGACUGACAUAUUCGUGGAAGCUGGCAGGCUAGCAGCUGAGUAUUUGGUCUCUCAAGUUAAGCUGCCACAAAAUGCACUCUCAGUAAAGUGGCACAAUGAUGGGUUGAAGAAUAAGGUGGGCAACUUUCAGGGAUUUAGGGCACAUGAGACUGUGCAGGUUUCUCUGGAUGGCCGUGAAUCAGCUAAUUCCUGUUUGAGGAAUUCUGCUCCUGAUGCAGGGUCAGGUGGGCGAAGGUAUUCUGAUGAAUAUAAUUCCGUGGCGUUGAGGAAUUCCGUGAGAGGGAAGACUGGAUCUUCGAAUAAUUAUGAAAGGGAGGUGGACAUAGACUCGGCUAGAAGUGGGUCAUGGGCUGAAAGGAGUAUGGCUUCUCCAGGAACGGAGGCUGACAGGGAAGCUUCACUCUCUCUUCACAAUGAGCAGCUUGUAGGUAAAUAUGACAAUGUUGGGACACAGGCUUCAGCUCCUGGUGGAAUAACUCAUGAAGGUAUAGGUGCAAUUAAGCUAGAGUGGGGAUUGGAUAAAUGCAACUCAGUUGAGGAUGGUGGUGCAAAAGCAAGUUCUGGUAAUGAGAAACUUAUAAACUCAGAUGCCACUGGAGGUGAAUAUGGAAUGGAAAAAUGCAACUCACUGGAGGACGGUGACGCAAAAGAAAGUUCUAGUAAUGAGAAUGGUCUAAAAUCAGAUGCUGAUAGAGAAACGAUUAAAGGGUCUGAUGAUGCUAAUAAGUUUGAUGUAGAGAUGGUUAAAGAAGGAAGAAAUGACAAUGACUUGGAACGAAAGGUGGAUGAAAAUAUGGAGGUCACAGCUUCAGUGGAGGGGGAUAGUGUGGUCAGUGUGGAUAAUGCCAACUUAUUGAAGCAUAGCAAAUUUCAGAUUGUUUCCACUGAAGGCAGUUCUUUGGCAAUCAAGGAUACAGAGGGUGAACAGGAUCCCGUGAAGGAAGAUGAGACUAAUACUGAGAGAGAACUUUCUGAAGGUGCUGGAAUUUGUAUAGUAGAUGUUGGUAAUAGCAUUUCGGCUGGUAAUGCUUCAUUUAAUAAAAAAAAUGAGUCAAAAAGUUGCGAGUCUGAUGUUUUUCAUGCUCAGGCCAUGGAGAAAGAACUGGAUGUUAUGUACACCACCAAGCCAGGACAGUGCUCGAGGUCUGGAAUUUCUCCUGAUAUCACUGUUGAAAAAGAACGAGAGCCUAAUGUUGGGCUGCCUGGAUUUGGAAGUUCCAAUUCCAUGAUUAAAAAGAGAGUUGAGAAACGAAUACUGGAUGAUCACAUUGACUGUAGGGAGCGUUCUAAAAAACUUAGAGAAUGGGUCCCUUCAAUGGAUGCUCUGUCUAAUGGCUGCCUCCUGCCUCUUUCUAGUUCAAUGGGAGAUCAACCAACUUUGCAUGAGCAAAGAACUUCACAGAGUUCUCAUGUGACUCUAUCUCCUAAACAGAAAAGUUUGUAUAUUUCACUACUUCCUGAAGAAUAUGCUGAAUCGCGUGAGUCCAUGCAAGAGAAGCAGCUGUUUCCGGGUUCAUUUAAGACUUUUGACCUGAAUCUUGUUGGAAAUUGUGAUGUCAAUCAGAAUCAUGAUGCUGAUUCUGUUCAUAUUUUUCCAUCUGUUUCUGAAACUCAAAAAGAAGCGACACAUAUCAACGUUGAUUUGUGUAUGAGUAAUAAUUGCAAUCUGCCUAAGAGAAAUGGUAACCAUGAGACUAAUGAUACUGACAUUAAAGUUAAUGAUUUAGAAAAUGAUUCUGCCCAAGAAGACCAGACCUCCAGUAAUCCAGAGACAAGGGGCUUCUUGAUGACGAUGACUCAAUUUAUAUGUCCCCCCAAGUAUGCUUCAACUUUAAUUCAAAUUGGUUGUAAUUUCAUGGAGGUCUGUCUUCAUUGCAGUUCUUUUAAUGAUGAAUGGAGCUUUUUGAGGACCUGGGAGCAGCCAACACAGGACUGUGGGAAACCAUUUUGAGCAAUUAUGCAUCCAAGUAGUGUAUAUUCAUUUCUGAUGUCAUUGCUGUGUGACGUUUUGGCAGCGUCUUUGACUUCCCACAUUCGGGCAACUACAGAUCUUACCUGGAGUGUUGAUAUUAUUUGUACGGAAUGUGAGUAGCCUUCCAUGUGGGAUAAUUGAUGUUGAAUGAUGGCUUAUCUCACAUGAUAUCAGUUGAAAAGUUGUCAAAAUUAAGUGAUCCGAGACAGAAAUGAAAGAAUAGAUUCUUACAAAAUCUGUAGCAGAUGCAUGUACAGAAAUCUUAGAAAUAAAGAGCCAAGGCUUGAAACCUCAGACCUUUACCCUACUAUAGAGGUUUCAGUGCGUAAUUUCAUUGAAUAUGUAGAACUGUGAUGCACUCACCCCAAUCACAAACUGAAGAUUACAUACUGUUUUGUCUGCAAUUUAGCUCCCUGUUGGAGUUGAUUCCUGCCUCGAUAAUCUUGCUUGCAAUAAGGUUGAGAUAAAUAUCACCACCCCUCCUCUGCGUUCUUUUCAAAUUCGAAUUUCUCUCUCUUAUAAACCAAAGUUGCUCUUAUUUUCCCACUUUCAAGAGCAUUUCUCAUCUUGUUUCCAUACUAGCGUUGCUUAGCACUGGAGAGUUUCAAGAAACAGAAGAAACCUCUUAUUUUAGCAGUGAUUACAGCUGAAUGUUUUAACUUGGUUUUGCCUAUAUUGCUAAUUGUGGCUUUUACAUGAUGAGCUGCCCUUUAUUUGGCACUUGAUGUGUUGGUGCAGCAAUUGCAUUCUGGAAAGAGAAUAAAGGGAAAAGGAGGUAAUGGACAAGAUUAUGCGGACAAAUAAUUCUUGCCAGCAGACAAGAUAGAGAUUCAAUUCAACUCAUCAUGAAAGAAAGUUAGUUCCUUGGGGAUUUUGAUUUGAUACCUUGUUGGGAUGAAAAACACAGGCCCACCACCAGACUCAUUCACACCUAAUUAUACAACUCAUCUGUGUACCAAGUGGAAAGAAUACGGAUUUUGAUUGAUUUUACUCUGUCCAAAUUGCAUAGGAUGGGGCAUCAAUCAAGCUGUAUUUCCAAGAUGAUUCAGGCAACAUACUCCUCCACGAGUUUGAAAAAUGCACCCAUGCUCUAACUGGUCAUGGCUUCAGCUUGGGAGUGGUGGGCCAUUUGAUUCCUACAUUCAUGCCCACAACGACGACAGAAAUAUAUCGAACGCUGCAUCGAGAUCUCAAAGGUAAAUAUUAAUAUAGAUGUGACGCAUGCAAGAUCUCUUAAUUAUAAAGCUCCUAGCAGCAUCAGCUUAUUUUAGAAUGUGAAGUUUUACUCAACGUUACAUAUGACUUCAACUGUUGUAGGUGUCUUUUAUAUUUUUAAAAGAGAUCUAAGUGUAAUUAAAUCAAAAAGAAAAAAGAAAAAAUUUACAUUCUAAUUCUAAUUGUAAGUUUGUAUGCAUAAUUUGGGGUUGGGGGUGUCAUUGAAAAUCAAAGAAUUUGUAGCUUGUGGAAUUUGUUCUAAGAAAAUAGUGAGCGCGGUUAAAUGUCUUUGUCAAGUGUCCACCCAGACAGCUCAUGUUUCACUACUCUAUCUAGCUAGCAAGCCUCACCCUCACCCUCA